AUGAAUAGCAUCGUGGAGAGACCUCCGACUGAUGUUCUGCAGCUUUCAGCUGGAUUUCAGGACAUAUCCCUCGGAGAACGGGGUGGCCGCAGGCGUGACUUCCAUGACCUUGGAGUGAACACCCGGCAGACCAUAGAACAUGUCAAAGCAUCUAAAUCUGGUGUUUCUGGGAGCUCAAUUCAACUUGUGACCAACCACAUCAAGCUAAUCUCACGACCCCAGUGGGUCUUGUACCAGUACCACGUUGACUACAACCCCCCUAUGGAGUCUAAGCGCCUGCGGUCUGCCCUACUAUACCAGCACGAACAGACCAUUGGGAAAGCGCGCGCAUUCGAUGGAGCAGUAUUGUUUUUACCAAAGAGAUUGGAAAAGGUCACUGAAGUGUUUAGCCAGACUCGAAAUGGAGAGAACGUGAAGUUGACCAUUACUCUGACCAACGAGCUUCCACCGACAUCGCCAACUUGCUUCCAGUUCUACAACAUCAUUUUCCGGAGAAUUCUGAAGAUAAUGAAUAUGAAGCAGAUUGGACGCAACUACUACAACCCGAACGAUGCAACAGAAGUCAGAGCUCACCGACUCGCCAUCUGGCCUGGUUUUUCCACAUCCAUCCUCCAGUAUGAGUGCAGCAUCAUGUUGGGCAUUGAUGUCAGCCAUAAAGUUCUCAGGAAUGAAACUGUUCAUGACCUGAUGGGAAAUAUGUAUUCGUCGUGUGGCCCUCAGAAAUUCCAAGAUAUUUGCAUCAAAGAACUUGUUGGACAGAUCGUACUGACAAAAUACAACAAUAAAACCUACCGUAUAGAUGAAAUCGCCUGGAACAUGACUCCGGAGUCUACAUUUAAGAAGUCAGAUGGAAGUGAGAUCAGCUUUGUGGACUACUAUAAAAAUCAAUACAAUGAACAUGUCAAAGACCUGAGUCAGCCGCUGAUUGUGAACAUCCCACGGAAAACCAAGCCGGGUGUCACGAAUGGCGCUAUUGUUUUGGUUCCUGAGUUAUGUAGUAUGACAGGUCUGACUGACAGAAUGCGAAGCGAUUUCAACGUCAUGAAAGAUCUCGCCGUUCACACCCGCCUACCGCCAGACCAGAGGGAACAGCAAGUGGCGAAGUUCCUGAACUACAUCCACAAGGAUGAGAGUGUGCAGAAAGAGCUGCGUGACUGGGGUCUGAACUUUGAUACCAAACUUCUGCAGUUUAGUGGGAGAGUUCUACCUCCGGAAAAAAUUUUGCAAAGAGGAAAAAACGCAGAAUAUAAUCCGCAGUUUGCUGACUGGUCUAGGGAAAUGCGAGGACCCAUACUGAUCAGUGCCCGGGAUCUGAAUAACUGGCUCCUUGUUUACUCCCGAAGAAAUUACGAUGCAGCAAAUGCCCUUCUACAAAACAUGUUCAAGAUAACCCAGCAAAUGGGCAUCCGGAUGAACCGGGCCGUGAUGGUUGAAAUCGAUGACACAGUCGGUGGAUAUUUACAAGCCUUCCAGCAGAACAUCACCGACCGCACAGAGAUGGUUGUCUGUAUCCUGUCCAGUAUCAAUAAGAUGAAGUACGACUCCAUUAAGAAGUACCUUUGCUUGGACCACCCCAUCCCCAGUCAGUGCGUUGUUGCCAGGACCUUGAGCAAACCCCAGACUGUACUCUCCGUCUGCACUAAAAUCGCCUUACAGAUGAACUGUAAAUUAGGAGGAGAGCUGUGGAGCGUGGAGAUACCGCUGGAGAAGACUAUGAUCAUUGGGAUCGAUUGCUACCAUGACACCCUGCAAGGGAAGAGAUCAAUCGCUGGCUUUGUUGCAAGCAUGAAUAAAGGCGUGACGCAGUGGUUUUCCCGAUGUGUUGUCCAGGACCAGAAGCAAGAGAUCGUCGAUGGUCUUAAAGUCUGUUUGCAAGCGGCGCUGCAGGCUUGGUAUAAGCUGAACGAGGACAUGCCACACCGCAUUAUCAUCUACAGAGACGGUGUGGGCGACGGUCAGCUGAAAACGAUUGUGAGCUACGAGGUCCCACAGUUCAAGGACUGUCUAAAGUCUGUUGGGAAAAAUUACAGUCCUAAACUGACAGUGAUUGUGGUGAAGAAGAGGAUAAACGCCAGAUUCUUUGCUGUUUUGGGCGGUCGGCUCCAGAACCCACCACCAGGAACAGUAGUUGACAUUGAAGUCACCCGACCUGAAUGGUAUGACUUCUUCAUUAUCAGCCAGUCUGUGAGACAGGGAACCGUCUCCCCUACACAUUACAAUGUUGUGUUCGAUGAAGGAGGACUGAAACCUGACCACAUGCAGCGCCUCACCUACAAGCUGUGCCACCAGUACUACAACUGGCCUGGCGUCAUCAGAGUUCCAGCACCGUGCCAGUAUGCUCACAAGCUUGCCUUUCUGGUUGGGCAAAGCAUCCACAGAGAACCUCACAAUUCCCUGUCCAGCCUCCUCUAUUACCUGUAAAUUUUACAAAGAGCACUGAAAGUUGAGAAGUGGGGGUGGGGGUGGGGGUGAAGAGGUUGGCCUGUUCUGCACUUUUGAAAGUUGGAAAAAAAAAUGCCAGCUGAUGUCCUAAUUCUAGCUGCCGUUUUUUCUUUUUUUGUUCCCCUGGGUAUUAAUGAAGCGUAUUAAGUCAAGCAUGUGGUCACCAGCCAACCUGACGUGAACGAGACUUUGAAAGUUUUUUUAUUUUUAUUUUUUAAUGGUAGCAUAGUUUGUACGGUUGAAAAAAGACAUACAUCGCUAAAGUUCAACGCAAUACGCCAUCGACUUGCAUGGGUCAGUUGGUGGAACGCAGAUUCUUUUGGCAUCUAUUGGGUCUAUAAAAUUGUAUGGACCUGGCACACAUGCUGGAUGUGCACAUCCAACAUGAUGUGACCAGAACCUUAAAUGGGUUCCUGAUAUAUAAAAAUUGCACAUUUGAUACUUCAUAUGUUCAGAGUACUUGAACACUGGGCAGCAGAAGUUUGCACUUAUUUCGAUAGACUUGUCAUGACUUGUUUGUACUUAUUUUUGUUCUUUCUUCAUGGUA
Messenger RNA from Bufo bufo (common toad), 2989 nucleotides. It is a transcript of the gene PIWIL1, whose product is annotated as piwi like RNA-mediated gene silencing 1. The transcript is spliced from 20 exons. Gene Ontology annotation, biological process: regulatory ncRNA-mediated gene silencing. Lineage: Eukaryota; Metazoa; Chordata; Amphibia; Anura; Bufonidae. The record is from RefSeq and is a predicted model, not a curated record. The coding region runs from base 1 to 2421 and encodes 806 amino acids. Gene Ontology annotation, cellular component: P granule. Gene Ontology annotation, molecular function: protein binding; piRNA binding.